Messenger RNA from Fomitopsis serialis, 1970 nucleotides. RefSeq lists its product as uncharacterized. The transcript has a single exon. Bases 273 to 1649 code for a protein of 458 amino acids. Lineage: Eukaryota; Fungi; Basidiomycota; Agaricomycetes; Polyporales; Fomitopsidaceae. The record is from RefSeq and is a predicted model, not a curated record.
AGUCGACAAAGGAACAAUGUCCUUCUUCGAUACAAUCGUCGAUGACACGCUCGCAGCAGCACUCAGAGCCCACAUCGCAGCGCUCGGAUACCACGACGAAGAUGCCAGAGGAGCGUCACAAUGCACUGAACCAGUCGGAGGCUUACCUUCCGGCCAGCCCGGAUCCCUCGACAUCUCGUCGUUUCCGAUAGAAUUACUUCAGGAAGUCUUCGUCAACCAUCCUGGUUGCCUAGCUCGGGACCAUUUCUUCCCCUACCACAGCUGCAAAGACGAUGGACGCCCUUGUGGGUCUUUCUGCUGGCUUACCGUGUCCCACGUCUGCAGGCAGUGGCGUGCAGCCGCCCUGCAGUGCCCUCGCCUCUGGACCCAUAUCCCAGCCACUUCAACCGUCGAAUGGACUGCCGAGAUUCUGCAACGAUCCGGUGCGGUCCCGCUCCACGUCGACCUGGAUCUCCGCGACUCGAAGUCCUGCGAGUCGGUGCUUCCCAGCUACCUCGUAUCCGUACCCUGCGUUUGCUCCCCAACCAGCAGCACAACGAGCACAUUCUCGAGCUAAUGAACGGCUCGCGCCGCUGCUUGAGAAGAUCUCAAUUUCACGGGCCCGUAGCUCUUCCCAGUCGGACGACGACUGCGCAUACCUCUCUGCCCUUCUUUGCCGCGAGCGCACUCCGCGCCUCACGAAGCUCAGCAUCAGCGACGUUGGUCUGCACCUUCUAGGCCCGUGCUCCCAGUCCCUGAAACACCUAUUCGUCGAUCUCUCGCAAUCCGUCAACAGGUCGUACGCUCGCACAUUCCUGGAUGCCGUUCGAGAGAUGCCGUCGCUCGAAACCAUCACGUACCAGCGUCACUUGGUAGCUCCGAUAUUGAAUGCACCUCUGCCACCCUCGCGCACGAUCCAGCUGCCCCAUCUCAAGUCGAUGCGCAUGGCUACGGAAGCUUGGGAAUGCCUCACGCUGCUCAGGGAGAUGGCGCUUCCCGGUUUGGCCGAGCUCAACGUAUCAAGCACUGUCACCGUCAUCUACGGUCCUUUGCUCGUCGAUGCUAUCGCACAGAACAUCCCGAACAUCGCAGAACUUGCUACGUUGAACGUCAGCAGAUACCCCACAUACGUCCGCGUUGCGACGGGUCCGAAGGACAUGCUCUUUCCGUCGGACGGGCUACGGUUCAGCCUCGACGUUUCGAUGCGUUAUUGCCUUGCCAAUGACUCUGACCGCAUUAUUUCGAGCCUGACACUCCUGCAACCUCUGCGUGGCGCCCGACACCUUGUGGUUGAUGGUGCAUGCAUGUCGGAGUCGAGCUGGUCGGCAAUCUUCGAGGGCAUGGACGACGUUACCCGGCUCAGCGUCAGUGGUUCGGAGGCGGCCGAAAAACUCCCCCUUGCCCUCGCUCGCAGACGUCAUACGCUCGAUACCGUUCGACAGUCCUUGGAGCCCCAAGAGCAUCUGCCGAGUCUACGCAGUCUCGAGCUCACCCGCGUACAUUUCGGCGACAAGGAAACACUGCGCGUCGGCACACUGAGCGGCUUCGCAGCAGACUUCAGGGCGAGCCUUGCUAUUCGCGCGCGGCAUGGCAGGAAGCUGGACGAGCUGCGGAUCGUACGGGGAUCAACUUGCACCAGGGAAUGGUCAAUGCCUUCCGCAAUGUUGUAGGUCUGGUGUCGCACGAUGGCUUGCAGGAAGAUCGUCGGAAGUCGACUUGGCCGUGGGAUGGUUUCUCGAGUCUGUUCGAUGAUAUGGAUUCGGAGCCGCCGUCAAUGUCACGAUACCAGGGUUCCACUCCCUUGUUCUGGAAUAUGUGAUGUUGCUCCUCAAUGUCUCGCCUCUUCAGUUUUUUUUUCUUUCUGAUAUCUUCUACCACCGAAUUUCUAGUAGUUGUGAAGACGAACGGCGCGUCCUUAUGUAUACAUGUAUGUGAGAUAAUAUGACGGGAUAUAGUACGGACAACGAAUAUGAUUGCGACGCGUUUGUCAC